AUCCGCAAAGUAAUUUUUUCUCACGUUCAGGCGGAACCUCCUACUUCCCUGUUCGUUCCCGUUCGACCCCGUGCGCGCCGUUGGACGGACGUCAUCGCGGCGCGCCGUAGGCCCGGGCGCGGCGUCGCGGGGAGAGCGGACUGGCGGGACGAGGCUCUCGCCAUGUUCGCGGAGAGGCGCCCUGGCCGAGGCAGCGAGGGCAUCGAGUUGUCAGCAGAGGUCAAACCAUUUGUUCCAAAAUAUGCAGCGGUAACUGUGGCAUGGUCAGAACCCUCAGCAGCAUGUGUCUUUCCUAGGUACUUAACUACAGGCUACACAUUUGCUCAGGAACCAUCUUUGGAUAAUGUUGUGGGAGAUCCUGCAUUAAAUGAAUACUCCAGCAGCUCUUGCUCACCUGAUGUUGUUUCAAAUACAAAUCCAGUAGCUGCCUCACAGUAUCAUUCAAAUGAGUCAACAUACUGUAAUGAUUCCAGAAUAGUCAGUGAAUCUGCAGAACAAAAGUAUCCAAUCAGACAAGAAAGUAAGAGUCUUUUAAAGCAGAGGAAAGCAAAGGACGAUGAAAAGAAAUCAGACAAGAAAAAGCAAGAUGGACAGGAUUCUUCUGUCAGAAUUGUGAAACGGGCUGCAUUACAGACCUCUGCAGGCAGCAAAGAUUCCAUGAAGCCAGACAGGUUCAAUAAAACUGCAAGCAAGAAGUCAACUCAAGCUCCAAAAAUAGAGUCUUUUCCUGCAUUUGAAACUACUAUUUUGGAUUUCCACAAGUUGCAGAGUUUGGGAAGCAGUGAGAUGUUGAAUGUGCAUCAUAAAAAUGGACAAGCAUGUUCAGUGGAAAGUAACAUUAUGUGCCUUAGUCAACCACAGAUGUCUCCUUUGUUGAACACAGAGGAAGCCGAUUCUGUGGAAAGCAAAGCCUCAUCAAAAACUUUAAAAGAAACAGUAGCAAGCUUAAUUCCCUCUUCAUUUGAUGGUAGAGUAUUUCCUGGAACAUCUACAGAUGGCUCUGCUCAGCCGCGUGUGUCCUGGGCCAUGGUACUUUCACAGUCCCCAAAGAAAACUUUUUCAUCACCAGCAUCUGAAUGUCUCCCCAGAUACAAAGGGAAGCAGGACAGUCAAGCAAAGGCAGAAAUAAAAAAUUAUGGUAGUGAAACUGAGCUUGAAGAAGGGUCAGAAAAGAAGAAGAAAAAGAAGAAAAAGAAAAAGAAGAACAAGUCACCUGCUAAUGUAGAGAAGCCUUAUAAUGAAUCUACUACAGUGCAGGAACUGCCGAGGAUUGAGGAUGCUGAGGAGUUUCCUGAUCUGGCAGCUGCUUCUGAUCAGAGAAACAGAUUAGGAUCUCAGAAAACAUCGUUUACUUCUGCUGGCAGAAAGCAAUCUGAAGAAACAUCCAAGAGCAGUGGUAAGAAGAGUCAAAUUCCUGUGCAGUUGGAUUUAGGUGGCAUGUUGGCAGUCUUGGAGCAGAAACAGCAAACAGAGAAGUCCAAACAAUAUUCUAAACCUGUGGUGUUUUCAGUUGCUGGUGCCAUACCAUUGCUUUCUAAAGAAUCUGCUACAGCCACAAAAAAUCAUCGGUUAAACCAAGAAAAGAUGCCUCAUAACCCCUUGGAUUCCAGCGCUCCUUUGGUGAAGAGAGGAAAGCAGAGAGAAGUCCCUAAAGCAAAGAGACCAACGCCUCUUAAAAAGAUUAUUUUGAAAGAACGAGAACUGCGAAAACAGCAACACCUGUUAGAACAGACAGCAGUACCAAAGGAUGGAGGUAAUUCCUGUGUGUCUGCAGAAAAUGCUACUGAAGAUGAAGCACUUCCACAGGAUAGUCAAGCAGUUGUUCCUGUAAUGCAAGUUGUAGAAGGGCUUCUGGGGAGCACAGAGAUCAAGGAAUCUACAGAAAGCUCUAUGACUUCAAAGCAGUCAACAUCUAAUCUUCCAAAAAUCCAUAGUAGAAGAUUUAGAGAUUAUUGCAGCCAAGUACUUAGUAAAGAAGUUGACAGUUGUGUGACAGAUCUCUUGAAAGAACUGGUUCGGUUCCAAGAUCGUUUGUAUCAGAAAGACCCAGUAAAGGCGAAGAUAAAACGCAGGCUUGUUAUGGGCCUUAGAGAAGUUUUGAAACAUCUGAGGCUGAAAAAACUGAAGUGUGUCAUCAUCUCUCCUAACUGCGAGAAGAUUCAGUCAAAGGGUGGAUUGGAUGAGACUCUUCACAACAUUAUCGACUGUGCCUGUGAGCAGAAUAUACCAUUUGUUUUUGCUCUUAAUCGCAAGGCCCUGGGUCGCUGUGUGAACAAAGCAGUGCCUGUGAGUGUAGUGGGAAUUUUUAGCUAUGAUGGAGCUCAGGAUCAUUUUCAUAGAAUGGUACAACUGACAACAGAGGCCAGGAAGGCCUACAAAGAUAUGGUAGCAGCUUUAGAGGAAGAAACUGAAGGAAGACAAACAGAAACUGAACUCAGCAUCAUAACCACUGAAUUUGAAAAAAGUUGCUUAUCAGAAACUGGUAAAACUUCUCCCAAGAACAAUGAUGAGGAUAUACCAAAUUACAUUAAAAUCUGGAAGAAAAACCUUGAAGAAGAAUAUAACCCCUAUGCACUGGAACUGGAAAAGAGUGCAACUGCUGACAUGGCGGUUCUGAAUUCAGAAGAGCAUCACUAAAUGCAGAUCAUAUUCUGCUAGGCUUUCAAGUUUUAUUUUGUAAUAGAUCUACAAAUAUUUUAUCUGAAAUUAAAUAUCCAGGUAGGAGAGUGGCAAAAAAAAAAAAAAGUUUAA
Molecule: messenger RNA, 2751 nt
Organism: Lagopus muta (rock ptarmigan)
Lineage: Eukaryota; Metazoa; Chordata; Aves; Galliformes; Phasianidae
Gene: SECISBP2
Product: SECIS binding protein 2
Exons: 17
Biological process (GO): selenocysteine incorporation
Cellular component (GO): ribonucleoprotein complex
Molecular function (GO): selenocysteine insertion sequence binding; ribonucleoprotein complex binding; mRNA 3'-UTR binding
Source: RefSeq, a predicted model, not a curated record